Molecule: messenger RNA, 2607 nt
Organism: Lingula anatina
Lineage: Eukaryota; Metazoa; Brachiopoda; Lingulata; Lingulida; Lingulidae
Biological process (GO): cell-matrix adhesion
Cellular component (GO): extracellular region; lysosome
Molecular function (GO): calcium ion binding
Source: RefSeq, a predicted model, not a curated record
CCCAGUGGAUUAGAUUAAUCAUGGAUGUCAGGAUUUCCUUUGUGUUCAUUUUAAACACUCUUCUGGGUGCGCAGGGUUUGCAAUCGAGUGUGAAGGAUGCUACAUGCUGUGUUCCCACUCAGUUUGAGGCCAAAGUGUACAUGGAUGCAGAGUUGGUAUUUCUGGAUACAACAUCAUCUGUGUCAAGGCCACUGACAGCCUACAGCAUGUUCAAUUACACAGUGCACCUUGCCUAUGACUAUGACAGACAGCAGUUAUACAUGCAUGCCAAUGUUACUGAGACGUCGCCAUUGAUCCCACAUCCUGUGACCGACUCUGUUUUGUACUUGUUCGAUCACAAACAUGGUGUUAUGUAUACUGUCAAUGGUGGACAUGACGGGAAGUGUCAGAAAGACAAUUCAACAGUUCCCAUGUCACAGCAAUGCAUACCAGAUGAUGCCUUGCUGCAAAGAAACAGUGCCAUAGGAAACCCCAGUCUGCAGCCAUUAGCAGCCAAAGUUUACCAGUAUGAAGUGAAAGGAGACCCCGAUGCUUUCCCCUUCUAUAUUCAGGCUUUUGUCAAACAAAAUGGAAAACAGUGUCUUCCCAUGAAGCUCCAUGUAGUCACUGCAGGUGGUUCUGGCACCAUGAAUGCUUGGGUCAUGAACUUUGUAAACUUAACCCAAGGAAUUCAGGAUCCUAGCAUCUUCAGUGUUCCUGGUCCAUGUAGAGGUGCCACACAGGUGACUAAGAUUACAACUGCACAGGAACCAAAAUGGAAACAGGCAUUGGAAGUGUUACUUGGGACAAUCAAUUAAAAUAAAAAUAAUUUAGCAUGAUCCUCAUCCAACAGGCACUCAGGCAGCGAUUUAAUACUUAUUACUGAACCAAGAUAUUUUGCUAAAUUGAACACUUUCCUCAUAUAAAGUCUUUUCAUUGUCUUUCGCAAUUUCUUUCAUAGGAAUUUGAAAAAAAAAAAUUAUAUAGCCUCUUCUUGAUGGUCAGAGUAGCAGGUACUGAUACAAAAUAAUUUGGAACCUUUAUCUGGACUUAGUCUAAAAACUGAUCAACACGGCUUUGAAACACCUCAACCUACUCUUAGGACCUUGGAUGGUUACCAAGGACUUGUCUGAUAUGGAAGUUAUGAUUUAAUUUAAAAUAGUUGUAUAUUAUCUCAGCUUGAUAUAUUAUGACUUUCGUAAACUUGGAAGGCACAGUUUUUGCUUCUUUUAAGAUACAAAUGCUACUAAACCACAGAACUGCUUUUCUCAGGGAUUAUAAAUAUUAUGUAUUAGCCACUUUUUACCAUGAAGCAGUGGAAAGAGUAGUGAUUACAAAUGCAAUGAAAGCUUUAAUGACAUUUAUGAACUUUUAUUUUAAUAAAUUUCUUAACAUCCUUGAAAAAACUAAUUAAAUUUAACUCAACUGUUCUGUGCUGAGAGAGAAAAACUGGUUUUGUCUCGGCACUGACAAACAUGCAUUGCACAAAGUUAUAAGACUAUAAAUGAAUUUGCAAUUUAAUUUCUAUUUAACAAAUACAAUUUAACAAUAACACCUCUACAAUCUUAACAAAAAGAAAUAAGGAAUGGACUACAACAACAUUACGAUAAUGGCCUUCACUCCUGGUGAACAACUACUAGCUAUUUAACGAUUCUACAGUAAACUCUUGAAACAAAAGCAAGGCUAUUCAUGAUCAAGAAUCGGGUUAGUCCAAUAAAUCUCUUCACCGAUUUACAAUGUGGACUCUUGGCAUCUCUGAUUGAUUAAUAACUGGACUCUAAAUACUAAAGAUGGCACUUUUGCUUGUUACUACAACACCUGAUGAUAACUAGAUAUAAUAUCUCUCAAUUUAGGUAUGUGAGAUAUUCUAUGCCAUUGUUGAGAAAUUAAUACUUUAAAAGGAGUACACCUGCUCCUUUGCACAACAAACUGAGAAAAACUUGUGUCAGAGUGAAAAAACUAAUACCACUUUGCCUCCUAAAUACUUAUGGCAGCUCAUUUAAAAUAAACUGAAGAUAUAUACUAAAAAUAAAUAUAAAACAUAAAUGCACAUUUUUUAUAUAAAAUCUUUUGUCUUUGAUGCCCUUUCCUCUUACAUCACUCACUUUUCAGGAUAUCUUUCACUUAUCACAGUAACUAUAAUUAAAAGGCAUCACAUUCAAUUACAGGGUGCCUAUGGCAUUUCUGCAGCAGCCAUGAAAUCAGUUUAACUGCAACUGAAUGAAGAUCAUGAAACAAAACAAAUUUGAAAUAAAUUUGAUUAAAAUUCAUCUUGUCAGACAAAAGGUAACCGGUACAGUAUGUAGAUAUGUAAACUUUAUAGUACUACUUGGACAACAGAUUCAAUUACUGCAGCACUAAUAAGUACUGUUUAUACAUAUCAACAAAUGAGUACAUGUGCAAAUUGUGACCUUCACAGCAGGUGCAUAAUAAGGUGUUAUCGCUUUCCGAGUCACUGAAAGAUAUUUUAAUAGCACAAAAGCUAAGAAACUAAUACUCUGGAGCAAUUGGUCCUCCUUAACAGCAAUUGACCUCACAAUGUCACUUUAUCUUCACUGCUGUUGACAAUGCUUUCAUUCCUUUAUGUUUACCAUUGCAUUUGUCCAAGGGGAAAAUCAUCACUUGGUC